UUCCAUUUUGUGGAACGUCGGAGCUGUUAAGUGCGUCAGUUGCAGACAGACAUAGCUGGAGGAAUUUCGUGCUCUCCGACGGAGCGCUGUUUGUGGACUUUCGACCGCGCCGCUGUUUCUGCCACCAGCGGAUUUAACGCUUGAGCUCCUGCCCACUUAGACUGAAUUGAAAGUGGGACACCAUGAGUGGCUGUAGAGUAUUCAUUGGAAGGCUAAAUCCGGCAGCCCGAGAAAAAGAUGUAGAAAGAUUCUUUAAAGGAUACGGACGAAUAAGAGACAUUGAUUUGAAGAGAGGCUUUGGAUUUGUGGAAUUUGAGGACCCAAGAGAUGCUGAUGAUGCUGUUUAUGAACUUGACGGAAAAGAACUCUGCAGUGAGCGGGUUACUAUUGAACACGCCAGGGCUCGUUCUAGAGGUGGACGAGGAAGAGGGCGAUAUUCUGAUCGAUUUAGUAGCCGUCGUCCCCGAAAUGAUAGGAGAAAUGCCCCACCUGUACGAACAGAAAAUCGUCUUAUAGUUGAGAAUUUAUCUUCACGAGUCAGCUGGCAGGAUCUCAAAGAUUUCAUGAGGCAAGCUGGGGAAGUAACCUUUGCUGAUGCUCAUAGACCUAAACUAAAUGAAGGGGUGGUUGAAUUUGCCUCUUACAGUGACUUAAAGAAUGCUAUUGAAAAACUUUCUGGAAAAGAAAUAAAUGGAAGGAAAAUUAAACUGAUUGAAGGCAGCAAAAGGCACAGGUCGAGAAGCCGGUCACGUUCCCGCACUAGGAGUUCUUCUAGAUCUCGGAGCCGAUCUCGUUCUCGGAGCCGCAAGUCUUACAGCAGGUCUAGAAGCCGGAGCCAUAGCAAAUCCCGAUCUGUUAGUAGGUCACCUAUGCCUGAGAAGAGCCAGAAACGAGGCUCUUCAAGUAGAUCUAAAUCUCCAGCAUCUGUGGAUCGUCAGAGAUCCAGAUCUAGGUCUAGAUCUGUUGACAGUGGCAAUUAAACUGUAAUUAAUUUGCUCUGGGGACCUUUUUAAAUAAAAAAAAAAAAGACAAAAAUCAAACCAUACUUGCUAAAAAUCCUGGUAAGUAUGUGCUUUUCGGGGGGGGGGGGGUUUGGGGGAUGGGCUGGAAAUCUUUGUAAAUGUGGACCACCAAGGGUUGUUGAAAACUAAUUGUAUUAAAUGUCUUUUGAUAAGCCUUCUGCUCACAUUUUUGUGAAUGUCUGAAGUGUAUAGUUAAUGUAUAUUGACUGCUCUUUUAUAACUAGAGCAACUUUAAUUUUUUUGUACUAAAGAAAUAAUUUGAACGUUUUAGUUCCUAGUUUAUUGGACUGUGUGAGUGGCUAUUCAGGAAUUAGUUUAAUGCCUUGUAAUUAAACUAAUGGCUUUGGACACUUAAAAAGAGCUCUACAUCUGCUGUAUAUAAAGCUUAGAAUGGGGUGUUUUGGUUUUUAUUUCUGGGGAGCAAGGAUAUGUUCCCACCCACCCUUUCACAAACUACAAAAAAAACAGCACAUUAAGGUUGCUGUUCCAUUGGUAAUAAAAUUUGUUUUAAAAAAACUGG
Messenger RNA from Phascolarctos cinereus (koala), 1542 nucleotides. RefSeq names its product serine and arginine rich splicing factor 5 (gene SRSF5). Gene Ontology annotation, molecular function: mRNA binding. Gene Ontology annotation, cellular component: nucleus; cytoplasm. The record is from RefSeq and is a predicted model, not a curated record. NCBI's taxonomy places the organism in Eukaryota, Metazoa, Chordata, Mammalia, Diprotodontia, Phascolarctidae.